AUGGGGCUUAGGACAGUAGCCUUUUUAUUUGUUGCGGUCACAGUUUCCUUAGUGCGUUCGAAUGAAAUUAGGUGCUAUGCGUGUGAGGAUUGCACCAAAGAAAAGCCGGCCAUUGUGCAGUGCAGUGCGAAGAAUGGAAUCGACGUAAAUGCUCUGAGUUAUACGCCAACCUAUCCCGUGCUUACGCAGUCGACACCACCGUGGGCAUAUCCUUUGGAUCCAUGGAAUCCGAAUCUGACUCCACCGCCGCUGGUCGGAGGAAACAACGGCAACUAUUGGGAUCCCUGGAACCCGAACCUUACUCCACCGCCACUGGUCGGAGGAAACAAUGGAGGUGGAAACUAUUGGGAUCCUUGGAAUCCCAAUUUAACACCACCCCCUCUGGUUGGAGGAAAUAACGGUGGAAACUACUGGGACCCAUGGAACCCGAAUCUAACGCCACCGCCAUUAGUCGGAGGAAAUAACGGUGGAAAUUACUGGGACCCAUGGAACCCGAAUCUAACGCCACCGCCACUGGUCGGAGGAAACAACGGUGGUGGAAACUACUGGGAUCCCUGGAACCCGAAUCUAACGCCACCGCCGCUUCCAUGGUAUCCCUACGUAAAGGCAAACAAAUCGCUGAAAGCACAGAAACGAUUCGUAUGCGUGUCGAUCAUGAGCCAAGAUAAAGAUCGCGCGAAGAAUGUUGUGCAUCGCCGAGGGUGCGCCGAAAUAGAAGGAUACGCGACGGGUGUGUGUGACAAGGAGCAGGUUCCCCACGUAGAAGGUGGCAUUACGGGUUGCCGCGUUUGUGGCCAUUCCUUGUGCAACGAGUGAACACGAAAAUGUGCGAACUAAAGUAGCAUGCUGUGAUGAAGUGUUUGCGUCAAAAGCUGAAGAGGAAAAGUUACGUUUUAAAUUAUGGCAUUAA
This is a messenger RNA of Anopheles coustani, 910 nucleotides long. RefSeq lists its product as uncharacterized. The record is from RefSeq and is a predicted model, not a curated record. Lineage: Eukaryota; Metazoa; Arthropoda; Insecta; Diptera; Culicidae. Bases 1 to 816 code for a protein of 271 amino acids. The transcript has 3 exons.